AUGGAAGAACCGACCUACGACCCAAGCCGCCCCCUCGCAACCACCACCCUCGUCUACCAAUACAAACUAGUCAAUUGCCCCGGCAAGACCAUCGUUGGCCUGCUGGUCGAAUACCCCCCCAACGGCGCCACGCCACCUCACCGACACGGCGGCGCGUCCGUGUCAGCCUACGUGAUCAGGGGCGCCGUGCUGUGCAAGAUGAACGACGACCCGAUGCGGACGAUCGAGCAGGGCGGGUCGUGGUACGAGGCGCCUGGGUGUCAUCAUCGGAUCAGCGCCAACGCCAGCGCGACGGAGCCGGCGGCGUUCUUUGUGAGCUUUGUGCUGGAAACGGAGUUGUUGGAGCGGGAGGGGCCGGGGGUGCUGGUGCAGAUUGAUGAGGAGUAUAGGGAGGUUUUUGCGAGGAAGAUGACGGAGGCAGCUCAUCCUUCAUACUUGCUUUUCAAUCUACAAUCUCGGAGUUCACACUCAGUGCUCAAUACAAAGAAAAUUACCCUCAACCAUUCUGUUACCCCUCAACUCUACACCACGCCCAAGCCCACCACGGAAGCGGACACCCACCGGGCAACCUUCCGACCCAUCGCCGCGCCGCCGCGCCGCCGCGAUUCCCUCCGCCCCGUCCCCUCCAUACCUAACUUAUCAACCUCCCAACUUGAAAAGCCCCUCCAAUCCAGCGACACCCAACACAACACAAGACCACCACCUCAAACCGAAGAAUAA
Molecule: messenger RNA, 720 nt
Organism: Aspergillus brunneoviolaceus CBS 621.78
Lineage: Eukaryota; Fungi; Ascomycota; Eurotiomycetes; Eurotiales; Aspergillaceae
Product: cupin domain-containing protein
Exons: 3
Coding region: 1-720 (239 amino acids)
Source: RefSeq, a predicted model, not a curated record